Diceros bicornis minor is the source of this 9432-nucleotide messenger RNA. It is a transcript of the gene BACE2, whose product is annotated as beta-secretase 2. Gene Ontology annotation, molecular function: aspartic-type endopeptidase activity. The coding region runs from base 1381 to 2646 and encodes 421 amino acids. Gene Ontology annotation, biological process: membrane protein ectodomain proteolysis; amyloid-beta metabolic process. The record is from RefSeq and is a predicted model, not a curated record. NCBI's taxonomy places the organism in Eukaryota, Metazoa, Chordata, Mammalia, Perissodactyla, Rhinocerotidae. Gene Ontology annotation, cellular component: endosome; trans-Golgi network; membrane. The transcript is spliced from 9 exons.
GCCUCCUCUACAACUAACAACGGGCCUUCUGCUUACACUUGGCUCCAUUGCCAUCUGUCACAGAUUCCUCCAAGCUGUCACUCUGUUCUGCUUGCCCAGCAUCAGCUAAAAGUUGAUGUUGGGGCUCAUUGUACAUUAGUGACCACAGACACCACCUGGGAAAACAGAACACACCUGUGAGGCAGGUGGACCGCCCACCUUCUGCAUACGUAUUUCUGGUGGAAUGUGAGCAAAGGUGUGUGUUCCAUAUUCUGGGUGAGUUUCCCAGACUGUAGAGAAUUGGUGUGUGAUACACAGUUGGAUUGGCUGUCACUUGGCUCCCCUUUGCCCUCUCCUGGCCGAAAUGAACGAUUUGAUUUUUUUUUUUUGCCUAUUGCUACUCAAUAAAAAAUGGUUGCUUUUUUGCUCUUGGGAUUCUCAAAGAGGAAAAAAUACUCUUGGUGUGCUGACAUAACCGCACUAAGGAAGCAAAACUAGUAGGUUUGCUUUUGAGUUAAUGCUUGCUACCCAACCCAGGUCUCAGGUUGGACGUUUUGGGAUUUUUUUCAUAUGGCACAUCAUAUACCUGUACCUAGAAACACACAUUCUCAGCGCUGCCGUUUUAGGAAGAUGACGAGGACUGUCUGAAGACAGUACAGCCUGUGACGCCCUGGGCCAGCUUCAUCAUUCCAUGGAGUCAUAAAGGGCGGUGGGAGACCUCGCUCCUUCCAUUUCACAUUAGACUGGGAAUGGCAGAGGAGGAGAAUUUAUACCUGGCCUCGCUAAGGACAGCCUCGUCCCCCACUGCUGACCUCCAGCCCCUCGAAUACACGCACUGGAUAAAUGGCCUUAUUUAAAUGGACUUACUGGCAGUGAGUGGGGACCUACUUCAGUUUGUCAGCCAUGCAACCCCCUCCCCCACCUGCCAGAAAACAACCCACAAAGCAGCCCCCUCAGAAGGCAGUGCCAUGGGGAAAAAAGGUGGAAAGUAUGGGGAGCAGAGAGGUCGGGAUAAUCUGGUCUGACCUGUUUUCAAGGCGAGGCUAGAACAGAAACUGCUUCUUGGUGAAGGUGGGCGUGGAUUCCAGAAGCCGCAGUGGGGCAUUCAGAGCCCUUCCUGCUACAUCAGGCUCUCUCCUAGGAAAUGGGACAAGCCACGGGGAAGCUGGCAGAACUGAGUGGCUUGCAGUCAUUUGGGAAUUAGGCAUUUUGGAUGCUGAUCCCAGAUGUGCUGCUUGCCAAAGUCUUGGUGUGGGACAGCAAGUUCUUCAACCUCUCCAAGCCUCAGUUUUCUCACCUGUAAAUGAGGGGAUUUGACCAGGUGACCUGAGAUCCCUUCUAGAAGCUCUAAUCCUCGAUGAUUAUAAUCUAUUUUACUUGUGAGAGCUUUCCAUCGCUCUCAUGUUCAUCGGCUGUCUGCAGCUGCAGAUUCUCGUUGACACUGGAAGCAGCAACUUCGCUGUGGCGGGUGCCCCGCAUCCCUACAUAGACUCUUACUUUGAUGCCAAGAGGUCCAGCACCUACCGCUCCAAGGGCUUUGACGUCACCGUGAAGUACACGCAAGGGAGCUGGACCGGCUUCGUUGGGGAGGACCUUGUCACCAUCCCAAAAGGCUUCAACAGUUCUUUUCUUGUCAACAUUGCCAUUAUUUUUGAGUCAGAGAAUUUCUUUUUGCCUGGGAUUAAAUGGAAUGGGAUACUUGGACUUGCUUAUGCUACCCUGGCCAAGCCAUCAAGUUCUCUGGAGACGUUCUUUGAUUCCCUGGUAACACAAGCAAAAAUCCCCAACGUCUUCUCCAUGCAGAUGUGUGGGGCGGGAUUGCCAGUAGCUGGACCUGGUACCAACGGAGGUAGUCUUGUCUUGGGUGGAAUUGAACCAAGUCUGUACAGAGGAGACAUCUGGUAUACCCCUAUUAAGGAGGAGUGGUAUUAUCAGAUAGAAAUCUUGAAAUUGGAAAUCGGAGGCCAGAGCCUUAAUCUGGACUGCAGAGAGUACAACGCGGACAAGGCCAUCGUGGAUAGUGGCACCACACUGCUGCGCCUGCCCCAGAAGGUGUUCGAUGCGGUGGUCGAAGCCGUGGCCCGCACAUCUCUGAUUCCAGAAUUCUCUGAUGGUUUCUGGACUGGGUCCCAGCUGGCGUGUUGGACAAAUUCGGAGACACCUUGGUCUUACUUCCCUAAAAUCUCCAUCUACCUGAGAGCUGAGAACUCCAGCAGAUCAUUCCGUAUAACCAUUCUGCCUCAGCUUUACAUUCAGCCCAUGAUGGGGCCUGGCCUGAAUUAUGAAUGUUACCGAUUCGGCAUUUCACCUUCCACGAAUGCGCUGGUGAUUGGUGCUACCGUGAUGGAGGGCUUCUAUGUGGUCUUUGACAGAGCUCGGAAGAGGGUGGGCUUUGCAGCAAGCCCCUGUGCAGAAAUUGCAGGUGCUCCGGUGUCUGAAAUUUCUGGGCCUUUCUCAACCGACGACAUAGCCAGCAACUGUGUCCCCACCCUGCCUUUGAAUGAGCCCAUUUUGUGGAUUGUCUCCUAUACUCUCAUGAGCGUGUGUGGAAUCAUCCUUCUUAUCUUAAUCAUCCUGCUGCUACUUCCAUCCCGGUGUCAGCAAGACCCCCAACACCCUGAGGUUGUCACUGAUGAGUCCUCUCUCGUCCGACAUCGCUGGAAAUGAAGAGCAAAGCCUGAACUCAGGCAACCUUGAACUCAACUAUUAAGAGAAAUAAAUUUCAAGUGCAGCAAGCAGGGGUUAUAAGGCAAGGUUUCUUCCUAUGUCAAUUACUCUUAAAUCUCUGUUCUGCUCCCAGAUGCCUUCCAGACUCACUGUAUUUUGAUUCUUAAUUUUAAAGCUUCCUCCUUCUCGCCUACUUCCAAGAAAAAUGAUAAUAAAAAACACCUCAUUCUAAACCAAAACAGAGUGAAUUGGGCUUCAGACUUUAUGUGACUGGUUAUGCCAAACUGUCUAGGUGUGCCACCCAAAAAAAAAAAAGCAAGCCUUGGCUAGUUCUCCUCUUCUCCCCAUCUCUGGAGAAAUGAGUGCAUAUCGUUUAUAACUCCUCUUAGCUAAUGGGAAGCUUUUUGUAUUAAUUGCAUUUAAGAGUAUUUUGCACCAAGCCUCAGCCUGAGUCAGAGUCAUACAAGAAGGCUUGCAAUAUGAUGGCAGAAGAAGAAGCUGGAGCCUGAUGAUAUAACCAUCCUGCCCCCUUCUGAGUUGGAAAAGAAGCAGUAAGCCCCUUUUCUGGGUCUCUCUGUGCUCUGAAUGGGAGCUAGAAUCCUCAAGGAGGAGAUCAUCACCAAACAGCCUUCACCAGCCUCCUCUGAAGAUAGAAGGCCUUCUGUCCAUCGUGGUAGAGUGGGAAGGAAACCUACUCUUUUGUACUUGCUACUUUCAUAGUAUUGUUGGUAUAAAAGUCUACCUCUGUUGAGACUUUGCCUAGGGUCCUGUGCCUGGGUGUGAGUGCAGGCAGCCUGGUUCCAGCUGCUGCCCUCACCUAAAAGAAUCCUCAUUCCAACAGGUGAGAUGUAACAGGUGCUGAACUGCACAUCAACCUGGAGAAGUUCUGUCACCAAGCUUGUCAUUAUUUGCAUAUGCUUAGUCUCCCUUAAAAUUAAUAAACAGGGUUUUAAUGCGAAACACAAAUUCUAUUUCACUAGCUUAGUUGUUUCUUUCUCCAAAUUUUCUCUGAAGGUAGGUUGAUUGUUACCCUUUGGGGAAAUAGGGAAAUGGCUAAAUGCCCUUACUUCUAAGCAGCUCUCAAGGGAAGGAAAAUGCAAAACCUGCAAAGGACGGGAAGGGAACGCGCACUUCUUCCUGUGCUUUGAAACCAUGUGUUUCUGUUUGCAGAAUCCCCUAGACUCAAGCACACCCAUCUGAAUCAGCUUAAAUAAACCUGUUGAGCAGUUGACCCACAUCCUUCUUCCCCUUGGAAUGUUCAAUCUUUGGUGAUGAGUUGGAUGUGCAGUGGUAUCCUUAUUUGAGGAAAUUUCCACUUGCUAUCAUUUAUUUAAGGCCUUUGCCAAAGAAAAGCAGAAGACUUUAACUCAGUGUAGUCAGCUUUAUGUGAUCUGAGGUAAUUAGGAGAAGGGUUCAAAGCCAAUAGCCCUUCUCUCUUGUUCUUGUGCCAUGUUCGCUGUUCACUCUGCGUUGCUAUUGGAAUGAGUUGGGUAUAUAAUAAAAUUCCACUGGAAGGGCUAACUAUGGAGCAUCUUCUCCAGCUGGAGUGUUGUGUUCAAAAUAGGCUACAUGUGGAUGUUUCAGCUAUCUGGUCCUCACUGGCUCCCCAGGUCACCUCCAUAUUUAGAAAUAUAUGACCAUGCCAAAGAGAUGUGGGGCCACUUAUACGUGCCAUGGUGUCCUUGCAGACUCUCCAGCAGCCAGAAGGAUCUGUGAGAUUGUUGUGGAGAAGGUUUAAGUUGCAUCUUAAAAAGAACAUGAGUCUUCUGUGUUCUUCAAGAUAUAGCUCAAGCAUGGCAGGAACAAUGCCCUCUUGGAAUGGGACGCUAGGAGGGGAUUCUGUCGUCAGAUGCUCAUUAUCAUUUCUGGUCUCGGCUAGUUGACGGGAUAAUUUCAACAUACAUUUCAGAGUUAGAAGUCUCUGGAAGUCUGAUUCUCUUCUUGCCCUGUUGGCUUUUUCACUGGUUCCUAUUUUGUGGGCCACUUUGCACACACUUGAAGGCAACACCCCUAGACUGUGCUUUUUCCCUUUGCUGUGAAAAGUCUGAACCCCUGAAAUGAAAAGAGAGAAUUGCAGAUAUGACCCAGUUAGUUUUGCUCCGUAUUUCUUCAUACAGGUGUCUUCUGUUCCCUUGUCUUAUGUUAGAUUCUGAGCUGGGGAACAUUUAUGUUGCUGCAUAUUAGCAGGCACUGUUCCCAGAAUACAUGAUAAUAGCAAGUUAGAUGUCAGGCUAGGGUAUUUGAAUGAAGUUUGCUAUAAUGCUCUGUAUUUCCUAUCAAAUUUCUCUACCCUUUCAUCUCAGAUGUCAUUGGAUGUGACAUUUUAAUGGAAAUACUUAAAUUACAAAAGCAUAACUUAGCGACAGGGAUGAAAUAGACGAUUGAAUGUGGGCUGUUUUCCUGGCAUGCUUUGCUGCUGAAAAUUGGACUUUGAGUCAAAACCCUGUUAGUGACACCCACCUCCUCGAGUUACGUAAAUUGAUACUUGGCUUGGAAAACUUUCAAGGAGGCUUGCUUUGAACAGGAAAGGAAGUAGCAACCAUUUGAGGGUGUCAUUUUUACCUUGUAACACACUGUGGAAAAUGCUGGAAGAUGGUCCUUUCCUGAAAGAUGCAACUUAACAUUAGGUUGUUGUCAAAACCUUGUCAACUCUCUGAUGGGAAAUGGAUGCUUCUCCAUGAGCAAUUUUUUUUAAAUAGGGUGAUGCUUUAUAUCCUUGAUAAGUUAUUCGGAAAGCUGAAAUGAAAUCCUGUCUUCAGCAACUGAAGCUGUUUAUGGAAAAGAGCAAGAAAUGAGUUGGGGAUUGAUUCUAUUUUUUUCCUCCAGAAUUUAAAAAAACCACAAGGCAUUGGUUGACCUUUAUCGUACACUAUUUUGUGUUUCUUAGAAUCAAAAACAAGUACCUAGCAUUAAAGAAACAGAUUCCUUGAGUGUGACAGUGGAGAAUGUUUCCCUGAACACAGUCUGCUCCCAAAUAUUUGGAAGGAUUCUCUACUGAUUCAUUGUGAAAUGCAAAGCUUUUGGUUGGAGAUAAAUUUUGGGUCAAUUAUGGUUCGAAAUUAUGAAAGGAAUUCCCAGUGAUGCAGCAUUAACAACUCUGCAGAGCUUUGAGAGUUUUUUUGCAAAGCCGUUGUGAUUUGGAAAUUCCAUUAAUUCACUUAAGAGGUGAGGAAGGAUUAUUUCACUAUUUAAUAGGUUCUUCACACUAAUGAAAAUUUGCUAAAUUCCUCUUACCAGAUCCCCACAUGGUGGAGUUGCUCAGCAUAGUUCAGUUCUAAGUUCUGGCCUGGUGUCACUUGAUGUCUUUGGGAAUAAAUCACUGCCCAACACCUGUUCCAUAAACAGCAAUAAUUGAGUUUCACAGACUUCAUCCUUUUCAGUGGAAACCAAGUAAUUGGAUGGAAUCCCAGUGCAUUUUCUCUUGCACAAACUUAUUAGAAUUGAUUACAGAACUGUUCAGAGGAAAAAACUUGCCACUAAGAUUUUUUCUUUUUUACGAAAAACAACUAAACACCACAAAAUGUAAAAUUACAGGUUUUGCCAAGAGACUAGGUUUUUAGUGCCAAGAAAACUCCACACCACAGAAGUUACUGUGUACAUUUCUAGUGGGUUUUAAGGAUUUCAGAUUUGAACCUAUGGCAGUUUACCAAUUAAAUAGCAAGCUGGAAAAAUACAUUUCAAAGUGGGGAAGGAAAAUAAAAAUAUAAUCAAAAGUAUGCUAACAAAAUAAGAAUUUGCUGUUUUGGAAAAGUAGCUUUAAUUGCAGGAAUCCUCAGAUUUCUUUUACCCUUAAAGUUGCUGAGUCUGUUGGAGAUGUGAUUUAUUUUACGCAGCCACAAAUCCCAAACUUCAAGAAUAUUCAAGCUGGAGUCGUGUGUUGGAUAUCAGCAUGGACAAAGUGAAAAAAUGUGGCCCCUUACGCUUUGCAUUGCCCAAUCCAGGCGAAGAUUGGUUCAUUCAAGGAACAGAGAGUAGAGGAUGGUUGAGACUUGGAAAAUUCUAGAAUCUGGGAAAGGAGGUUGGGUAAGAAGUCAUAUCCCUUGGUCAGCAGAUGACCACAAAGGUCUGGAGGGGCUGACGACAUCCCUGUAUGUCGUAGACUACACACUUCACCCAAGUUUUUGGCACAGCCUACUUUUUAGGAAUUAUCCAAAGGAACCUCUUAGGAUUUAUAAUUUGUCAAAGAGAAAGUUGCUUUGUAGCCGUAUUUAGAUCCCCUCUGUCCUAGUAAAACUAGAGGUGCCUGAACUCCCAAGCAGGACACGGUCCUUAGGCUGCCAGUUCAAGAUUGUGCACUAGGAAGUUCAUAGGGCAGGGUCAAGAGGCUGGAGCCAAAGGGGAGGUGGCAAAGUUUGAGAUCUGAGCAUCUGGGAGAGGGUCCUGGCAGCCGCUGCCCUGAGAGUCUCAUUGAAAGCCAGAGCAACUCAGAUGCAGCCAUUUCCCCCCAACCAUGCUGGGCCAGCCCACUGAUGUGGAAAGACUCCUGCAGGUUCCUGACCACACUGCUCUGGGAACCCCUUCUGUCAGAGACACCUCCAGGAAGAAGAGCUUGAAGGGGAGCAGAAGGCUCCUUCAUGUCACUGCUGUCAGCCUCUGAGCCCCUGUGCAUCAGUGUGGCCCAGGGGCCACCAGCAUCCCUCGCAGGUCCAUGUCAUCCCGGAGCUCACCCUGGUCCUAUUCAGAGUCAAUGCAGUCAUUAGUCUCCCCUGGAGAGUCUAGUGAAACACAACCCAUGACUUUCAGCCUUGGGCAAGUGCCCUGGGUUGGUGAGAAUGUCUUCCUGGGGGCGGGUGAAGACAGCCUGACACAGCUAUUAGCCAUAUUUGAGGAAUGGGGAAGUGAGAGCAAAGCCAGGCCUCGUAAGUGACAUCCAUGUGUCUGUAAAACUUCUGGUCACAUUAGUUGUUUGAGGACACACAACUUCAACCAAUCCAUACUGUGUUUUCUCCCCUACCUGAGCUUUCUCUGGGUUUUUUAUAAUCAGAUAUCACAUACAGAUGUCCAGUCUUUCUAAACUACAUUGCACUGUGUAAUUUUACAGCACACUUGCUCUUCAAGAGCAAGCGCCCAGUAGCUAAAGGCUGGGUCAAGAGGCACAUAAAGGUUCCUGAUACAUUCAGAUCCAGCCCAAGGCAAGAGUGACUCCAGAGUGCCUGAUCUUUGAUGCUCCAGGGCCUCUACGUGUCCCGUGAAGCCUUUGGGUACUUGUUGUGUCCAGUUAGCAUCUCAGGUUACAGGAGAGGCUGUGCUGGUAGAAUACCUGUCUCGCCUCUAGAUAUCCGCUGGUCAGGGUCUGCCCGUGCUUACCGAGCAGCGAUGAGAAGUGGGCAGAUCCCUUUACAGGUGGAGAAUGAUUUGUAUGGGACCAACUGGGUAAAGUCUGAAUUGUACGUAGCACACAGGUGUACCCCACACAUAUCAAUCUGAGUAGAAUAUUUUGUCAAUAUAGAUUUAUAAUUAUAUAGUUACAAAUUAUAGAUUUAUAAAAUCGAGUUCAAAUGAGUUAAGCACAACUGUCAUCUUAAUGGUAUUACUAAAAGGAGACUCAAAACAUUGAGCAUCUUGGAAACCUCGCUUCCUUUACCAAUAAUGUUUUUCCACAGAAUUUUCUUCAUUUACGUUGGACUAUAUGUGUUUUUAUUCAUGGUGCAUGCACGGAUCAGAAUAUCGUAAGAAGGCAAGAGUGUCCAAAAGGCAGGGCUUAUUUUUUUUUCUCUAAGUGCUGUAUGUAGAAGUUGUUGAAAAUUUCCUGAUAUAACUAAGAUUUCAGUUUGCCUCAUUUUACCUUUAUUGAGGUAAAAUUUCACGUUUUUGAAGUUAACACUUCUGAAUGAAAAUUAAGGAAACAUUAAAAGAUUAUCUUUUUGAGAUAAAGAAAAUAUGAACGAAGCUAAUUAAGGAUCUAAUGAUCUAUAAUGAAAAUCACCAAAAGUAAACUUACUUAACUCCAGUUUCAUAUACAAUUUUGUGUUCUUUGUAGCUAGUGGUAACGACUUGGGAUUGUUUUUUCUCAUUUUCCUAAUUGUAGAUAUAAUGUUUUACAUUCUCAUCAGUGAGUUUUGAAAUUCUACUUAGCGUUGGAAUUACUUAAUAUAAUGAGAGGAAAGAGGAUGAAUGAGAUUUGUCACAUGCUAAUAAAAGCUGAAUGUUUGUAAUCUAAAAGGAUGUAUUUCCUACUAUUUCUGUUAAUUUGCACUAGUAUAUAGUUAAGUAUAUGAGUUAUAUAUAAAGUAUAUAAGUUAAAUAUACUUAAAGUUUAAAAUCCCUAUGUUCGGUCACUUAAAGCAGCCACUCAUUUUUUCUUUAAAAAGGUGACUUCUGCUGCUCUAGCAGUGUUUCUGUACUGGCCAAAGAGCUGUAAGCCUUGUAUUCUAAAAAGGAUGCUAAAUAUAGUGCUUUGCAAAAUGGAUUUAUGUGUGUAUCUCAGAUGAACAUCCUUUAAUACACAAUUCUUCAGUGUAAUUUGUAUUUCUGAAAAUGCUUAAGAUUAUUUUCUAUUUGCCUUUUGGAAUUUUCCUCUGUUUUUAGUAUACCGUGUUGAUUUAAAUUCAAGUCAUGGUAGGACCAAGAGUAGCAGUUAAAGAGGUAUCCAUUCCAUCCUAGAAGUGGCCCUGUAGCUACUGACCUGUGUCCAAAUUGUGCGCUUCAAACCUGGAGUUUUCUAAAAUAAUCUUAUUUUUAUACCUGUAUGUUCCACCAGUUUAAGAUGUUGUAUACCAUUGAAAAGGAAAUAAAAGAGUUUGGUUUGUUUGAAUAAAUAAUACUUCCAACUUGUUGGGUUUGGCA